UUUACAACAACAAUCAUGAUGGGCAACGCAGAAUUCGGGCUUUCCGAAGAGGAAAUUAACGGGUUCAAAGCAUGGGUUCAGUCCCAAAAUAAAAGGCCUUACAUGUGGGAUGCUCGACAAUGGUUCCGUGACUCCUAUCACAACAAUGAUGAGCCAGAUGCCUCACUAGACAAGACUCUGGGCUCACUCAUUGACGAGGCCAUCGAAGAUGCUGUCAAUGAAAUGAAAAUUCGCAACAAGGUAUUGUCACAUCUCAAAAUUCCUGGUUUAGGUCUUCCGUUACUGUAUAUGCCGCCCGAAGACAAGCGAUUUCCUGUCUUGAUAGGUUCUGAAGGCUAUGACUGGAAAGCUGCAACACUUCUGAUACGAGAAGUUUGUAUGUUAAAGUUUGUAGAGGAGAUCACAAACAAGGCUCAGUGGUGGGAAAAAGUUUUCAAUCCUCAAAUUGCCAAAAAGUGGACACAAGAGACAUUAGAAAUGAAUUGGAAAGAAUAUCGAAGUUACGCAGAUUUCACUCCCGCAAUGGCAGAAGCUUGCAUUCGCGAAUUGCGAAUUAAAGCGGAUUUAUUUAUAAAGACUGGACUUAUUCCUAUAUUUGACUAUUCUUCUUGUGUCAUCAAAUCCGAUAGCCUUGUCCCCGAGACCUUACGAGAUGAUCUUCGGGCGGCAGUUGCAAAACUUGAGAAUGUUCCUGAUGGAGAAAAAGAUUGGCAUCCAGGUAGCACCCGCAAGGUUCUCGACCUUGUACACCCCUCUCUGUGGCCAUUCAUCUAUGGCCGUACUCCCGUACUACUUGACAAACGAAUUAAUGUUACGGACGCUUUGAGCCACUGUGGUGUUGGAACUAUCCUUCCGGCUCCAAAGCCAAUCGAAAUGGCUGAUCCUAAGCGGUCUUCGUCAGCACCUUAUCAGCUAUCUAUGCCUUCUCUUUCACACAAAUUCCAAUGGCUGCCAUGUGACGUUGUACUUGAUGGCCAGUCUGCCAAAAUCGACAGCUAUAUCAAUAACUUGCAUCCAGUGGAUCAUGCAAGCUUAUACCCUAUUAUUGAACGCUUCAUCGAGAAGUCGUUAUCGGCAUGGGAUAUUAUAUACCGAUGGCCUACAGAGUUUGAAACUCAGCGCUUGACAACGACCCAGGCGCGCGAAGAGUGUACAACUAAUGAAAUUUGUCAACAUAGAGGUUGCAAGCCGUGGAAUCGUCCACUUGACGAAGGUGAGCCAUGGCGCGAUGAUAGGGAGCCUUACACAGCAGAGUAUCGGGACUCUGAACGUUUUAAGCGCGAUAUGGAGUGGAUGGUUGAAACGCACAAGCUCAAUCUGCCAGAACCUGUGUCUGACGAUGAUAGCCACAUUCGGUUAAAGGCAUCUGACGUCAAAUCGAGCGGCUUCUUCAACGGAGCAUCUCGUAUCCAAGUUAUCGUCAAGUUGGCUAAUGUUCACCUCAAUCCCGAAGACCCCGAAUUUAAAUUUGAGGUAUCGAGAGAGCUUGCUGAUUGGUAUAUGACCCCUCUCAACAAAGAUGCCAGCGAUCUAGAUUUAGAGGGAUCUUCUUACAAGCCGGGCACCUCUGAGGCUUCUACAUCGGAUUCCGAUAUUUCGUCAAACCCGAGACGAUCAUUGUCCCUAAACCUUUCCGAUUAUCAUGACUUAUAUAUGAACAACGAUCCUACUGAGUUUGAAGGCGGAUCAUGGCACACAGAGGGAAUGUUAAAUGAGCAUAUCUGCGCAACCGCGCUUUUCUAUUACGAUUCCGAAAAUAUUACCGACUGUCAUCUUGACUUUCGUACGCCUGCGGAUCGUGAGGAGCUUGUUGUAAAUCUCGGUUACGAACAAGACCAACAUUAUCCGAUCGAGCGCACUUUCGCUAUCCCAAAUGCCAACCGCGACAGGUUACAAAACAUUGGCGGCGUUCUCACCACGAACAGCCCUUCUACAGGAGAUGCUGAUACUCGAGCUGUUUUCUUUCCGAACCUUCUGCAACAUCGGGUUUCUUCAUUUCGCCUUAAGGACUCAACGCGGCCAGGCCACCGCAAAAUUCUAGCUCUCUUCCUCGUGGAUCCAGCAAUUCCUAUUAUUUCCACAGCCAAUGUACCACCACAGCAGCGGAACUGGUGGUCUCGCGAAUCUGGUGUUGAAGAAGCUCUUGCUAAUCGGCUACCGAAUGAACUGGCCAACGUCGUUCUUGAAGAUGCGGUAGGACUUCCGAUCAGCUUGAAUGAAGCCAAAAGCAUCCGGCUGGACCUAAUGGAAGAAAGAUCGAUAAAAAAAGACGAUAUGGAUAGAGAUCUACAAAAUUACACCUGGAACUUUUGUGAACAUUGAUGGUGUUGACUUUUACCAGAGGGAUUCUAACUAUGUAUCUUUGACUUAUGACCAGGGGUGGAAGAUUGGGUAUAGCCGUAUUGAUAGAAGUCU
Molecule: messenger RNA, 2415 nt
Organism: Trichoderma asperellum CBS 433.97
Lineage: Eukaryota; Fungi; Ascomycota; Sordariomycetes; Hypocreales; Hypocreaceae
Source: RefSeq, a predicted model, not a curated record